GUGCUGCACUUUCUUCCUUGUUUAUCCAAAAUAAUUCUUAUAAAAAACUAAUAUUUCUCAAAUAAUUGCAAUGAAUGAAAAUAUUCUACAAAAUUCUAUCGAUAAAACACAGAUACCACCACUGCACCAAAAACGAAUUCUUGCAUUUGUCAAUCACUUUGUUAUAAGUUCUUGCUCAUUUCUAAAUGAUUUUGCAUCAAAAUGUGAAACAAAAUUCAUUGAAGUUGAAAGGAAAAUGCAAAAAGUUGAAGCAUCUUUGAUAAUCAUAGAAUCAAAGCUCUCAUCCAUUCCUAACCAAAUUGAACCCAAACAAAAGGUAGAAUUAGAUUCUUCUCCCUCUGCUGGUCAAGAGGUUCAUGAAGAAAAGAAGGUUGAUAAUGUUCCUUCGGUAGCCGAGGAAAAUGAUACAAUUGAACAAGUUCCAUCGCCUCCAUUAGAAGAAACAGGUGUCAAAGCUUGUGAAGAUGAACGGUACAAGAGAUUCUUCAAGAUGUUACAGUUUGGAGUCCCAAUUGCGGCUGUCAAGUUGAAAAUGAAAGCCGAAGGCGUAGAUCCAGAUAUCAUAGACACUCCCAACUUACUGCUUACAGAUGGCAUUACUGCAAGUUAACUGUUAAUUUAGUGGAGUGCCUUAAAGCAUAAAUUUGUAAAAUCUAGAAAUUCAGGGAAGGUCAAUGAAUUUGUAUAACGAGUGUUGAACCUCGAUUACAACAAUUUUUAACCACAAAUUACUGAAAAAUAAGUAUACCACCUAGUCAUUCCAUAUGAAAACGUUGAAUCGAAAUUGCUGUCUCAUUUGAAAAUGUUGCUCAAAGUUUGUGACGAUGCUUUCUAGGACUGUAAGGAAUCUGGUGAUUUAAUUUUAAGUUGUAUCGCUUCCCCCGCUACCCGCAUUCG
This is a messenger RNA of Episyrphus balteatus (marmalade hoverfly), 897 nucleotides long. RefSeq names its product WASH complex subunit 3 (gene CCDC53). The record is from RefSeq and is a predicted model, not a curated record. The coding region runs from base 71 to 610 and encodes 179 amino acids. Lineage: Eukaryota; Metazoa; Arthropoda; Insecta; Diptera; Syrphidae. The transcript has 4 exons. Gene Ontology annotation, biological process: exocytosis; actin filament polymerization. Gene Ontology annotation, cellular component: WASH complex.